This is a messenger RNA of Ctenocephalides felis (cat flea), 1020 nucleotides long. RefSeq names its product synaptosomal-associated protein 25-like. The record is from RefSeq and is a predicted model, not a curated record. Gene Ontology annotation, biological process: synaptic vesicle priming; synaptic vesicle fusion to presynaptic active zone membrane; exocytosis. NCBI's taxonomy places the organism in Eukaryota, Metazoa, Arthropoda, Insecta, Siphonaptera, Pulicidae. Gene Ontology annotation, cellular component: SNARE complex; plasma membrane. The transcript has 7 exons. Bases 197 to 841 code for a protein of 214 amino acids. Gene Ontology annotation, molecular function: syntaxin binding; SNAP receptor activity.
GCCUUUAACAGUUUGACAGUUCGAUUUUCGUGCUCGUAAAUUGUGUCUUGUUAUAAUACAUGUGUGCUGUCUUUAUUGCAUAGUUUUAAGUGCAAAUUAUAAUACUAGUGUCGAUAAAGUGGGAAAAUAGAGUUAUCCGGGGUUCCGACCAGGAAACCAUAAUAAAGGAAGAGCAUCGUAAAAGUUAGGCAGCAAGAUGCCGGCAGCAGCGCCCGUCCAAGCCGAAAAUGGCGGCGCGCCGAGGACGGAGCUGCAAGAGUUGCAGCUCAAAGCUGGACAAGUCACAGAUGAAUCAUUGGAAGCAACCAGGAGGAUGCUUUCGCUAUGCGAAGAGAGUCACGAGGUUGGAAUGAAGACUUUGGUGAUGCUGGAUGAACAAGGCGAACAAUUGGAUCGCAUCGAGGAGGGAAUGGACCAGAUAAACGCCGAUAUGCGUGAAGCGGAAAAGAAUUUGACUGGAAUGGAGAAAUGCUGCGGAAUAUGCGUUUUACCUUGCAAUAAAGGAGCAUCAUUUAAAGAAGAUGAAGGCACUUGGAAGGGAAAUGAUGAUGGCAAAGUUGUUAACAAUCAACCUCAAAGAGUUAUGGACGACCGCAAUGGUUUGGGACCACAAGCUGGUUAUAUUGGAAGAAUAACGAAUGAUGCUCGAGAGGAUGAAAUGGAAGACAAUAUGGGUCAAGUCAACACGAUGAUUGGAAACUUGCGGAACAUGGCCAUUGACAUGGGAUCAGAAUUGGAGAACCAGAAUAGGCAAAUUGACCGCGUCAACCGCAAGGGCAAAGACAACGAAUGGCGUGUGGCUGAUGCAAGAAAAAGAACCGACGAGUUACUCAAAUCAUGAUAAGGAUGAUUUUGAUCAUGAUCAGCAAUUUAUAGUGAAGACGAUAAUUCAGGCCCAAAUUUUUCAUCUGCUUUUACGAAUAAGGUUUGUUUAUGAUAAUAUUUGAUAAUAUUAUUGCUAAUGCAAGAUAAUUACUUCAAAUAAUAUAUAAUAUAUAUUUCACAAAGUCACGUAGAUUU